Messenger RNA from Schistosoma rodhaini, 1212 nucleotides. Lineage: Eukaryota; Metazoa; Platyhelminthes; Trematoda; Strigeidida; Schistosomatidae. The record is from the annotation of a GenBank genome assembly.
UAUAUAUAUAAAGUAAUUUCGUUUGAAUAAUUCAUUUCUUAUUUGUAAUUAGUCUGCACAAUUUAACCCAUAGAACAAUAAAAAGAAACAAAUCGCAGUACACUUAAUUAUAAAUUUUGAAAAAAAAAUUGAACAAGGAUAAUAACAUAAAUCUCUUCAAAUUACUUACUAAUUAAACAUUAUGAAAAUAUAUAAAUUCGAUAAUAAAAUGAUUAUUGAACAAUUAUUUUAUUGUCUACUUGUCUUCAUCACUUUCAGUAGUAUCGUCAAUGCUAUACCUGUGCAUGAACUAAAUUAUGUGAACCAUAAAACAAACGAACCCAUAUUUGGAAGGCGAUACGAAGGACGGUAUCCCACAGAUGGUAAUUCAAGAUUCAUGGAAUCAGAAUACUCAAACUUUUAUCCAAUGGCAUUCAAGCGUACUCUCUUUAAUCCUAUUUUAUUCAAACGUAAUUUUGAUCCAAUUCUGUUUAAACGUUCAUACUUUGAUCCAAUUAUUUAUAAACGUUCAUACUUUGAUCCUAUAUUAUUUAAACGUAAUGAGGAUCGUCAGUUUGAAAAACGUGAACAUUUUGAUCCGAUAAUUUAUUAGAUCAUUGAAUAAAAAACUAUUUAUUAAAUAGACGCACAAUGUAAUCAAUGAAAAAUGUGUUGAAAAAAUAUAAAAUACUUCUGAAGAUCGGGUUUAAAAAGUUGAACUAUUUUGUUUUAAUUGUUUACUGUAAUGUUAUAAAAAAUGUACUUACACGAACAAGAAGUUUGAUAAGCAAACAAUAUCAAGUGAAUCUAAGAAGUUUGAUAGUUGAGAUUAGAGGAUAGAGUACACGAACUUCACUUGAAAAUUUUCAAAAGGGAGUUCUCGAAAUUUAUCCUCACGCUUCAUGUAACCACAGGAAUUCCUCUUGAACUUAAUUACAAUCACCUGACAACCCUCGAAAACUGGGGCACUGUUCCAGCAGAAGUCUAUGGUAAGUAUAACAUGAUGAUAAGAAGAUUAUCACACCCAAACAAAUUGGUGUUUGUCCUCUUAAUUUCGGGUUUCAAAAGUUCAAAUCAGGUAACUUCACUGGCUUACUCUACAGUUAGCGGAUAAAAGGAAAACUAACUUUUCCAUGUUAUGAUUACCUUCACAAGCACCUGUUUCGUUAUUAAUUCUGAUACCACACAAUUAUAACCAAAGAUUUGUAAUCAAAUCAUCCUACUAAAUAUUUU